This is a messenger RNA of Schistosoma rodhaini, 1857 nucleotides long. NCBI's taxonomy places the organism in Eukaryota, Metazoa, Platyhelminthes, Trematoda, Strigeidida, Schistosomatidae. The record is from the annotation of a GenBank genome assembly.
CUGCUCUCUCAGCUAAAGUACCGACAGCGGGAAUUAUAUAUAUUGCGGUACAUGUCUUGAGCUGAUGUUGCUUUGCUUGUUUGACCAUUCUUCUUAACUAUGGUCGUUUCAAACUCAAAAAAGAAUAUUGAGGGUUGCAAACUACCGGUAAAACUACCGGAUUCUGACUUUUUCCAUAAUGCCGAGAUUUUGGGUACCCGUGAUGUAGGUGAUUGUACAUACUACUACGUUCACUAUGAUGACUAUAACAAACGGCUGGAUGAAUGGGUCAGUGCUGAUCGCCUCGACUUUUCUAGAAUAGAACGACCAUUAAAGAAAUCUACGAAAGAACCUGUUACCCCUGUUUUCAGCUUAUCCUCCACUGAGGAUGAAGUUAUUAGUUCAGCGGAGCUCCGAACUUCAGAAUCGAAUCUGAACCCUCCUCUAAAAUAUCGUAGCUCCAGCUCCUCUAGUUUGACUCAACUCAAAAGAAAACGACCCCCUGACGAUAUCUAUGAAGGACCUAUACAUUUAACGCUGCAGAACGACUUGAAUGAUCUUGUGUUUGAUGACUCUCCAACUUCUUCUGGAAAACCCAGGCAAACAGGUAGUAUGGUUUCUAGCCACCAUGAACAAGAUACUGUUACAAGAAUGAGAAAUCUGGAAUGGAUUGAAUUAGGAAGAUAUCGAAUUAAACCAUGGUACUUUUCCCCAUAUCCACAGGAAUUAGCAAGCGUUCCGUGUGUAUAUAUAUGCGAAUUCUGUUUGAAGUAUUUGAAGAGUUUCACUUGUCUGCGCAGACACCUGGCUAAAUGUACACUAAAAAAUCCUCCUGGGAACGAGGUUUACCGCAAACUGCCUCACAGUUUUUUCGAGAUCGAUGGGCGUAAAAAUAAAACUUACGCACAACACCUUUGUCUUCUUGCGAAACUGUUCUUGGAUCACAAAACUUUAUAUUACGACACAGAUCCAUUUUUGUUUUACGUUCUUUGUGAAGUAGACUCUCGUGGUUACCAUCUAGUUGGAUAUUUCUCAAAAGAAAAAGAAUCCUCGGAAGACUACAACGUGGCAUGCAUCUUAGUACUUCCACCUUUUCAACGAAAAGGUUAUGGAAAGUAUUUGAUUGAAUUUAGCUAUGAAUUGAGCAAAAUUGAAGGUAAAUCUGGAUCUCCUGAAAAACCGUUAAGUGAUUUGGGCCUAUUAUCUUAUCGUUCUUAUUGGGCUCAAACAAUUCUUGAAUUGUUACUAAACUCUAAAGCAACAGAAACUGGUCAGGAUCCAGCGCUAAGUAUAAAUGAUAUUGUUGAUAGAACAUGUAUUAAACGUGAUGAUGUCAUUGCUACAUUAUCUCAUUUAAAUGUAUUAUAUUAUGUAAAAGGUCAACAUGUUAUCUAUUUAUCACGUGACCUAAUACAAGCACAUCAAAAAUCUAUGCAACGUCGUAAUCUAAGAGUUGAUCCAAAAUUAUUAAAUUGGAAAUCAAGAGAUUGGAGUAAACGUGGUCGAUGGUGAAGUGUUGUUUUGGUUUUUGUUUCCAUGCGGAAGGGGGAAUGGGGUGAGGUGGGAGAGGGUAGAGCACAUCAUUCACAUGAAAAAUGAAUUAUACAUAUAUCAAUAUAUUCUUGUGUGUGUGUGUAUUUAUGACCCUUACCCCUUGGUAUCGGUUCUUUUCAUCAAUGACCAAUUAGUAAUUAGCUUUAAUCGAUGUAAUGAUUAUGUACUACUGAUUAUUGGUAAAAUGUAAUGUAAUACAGUAAAGAUCAUGUUUUAAAUGUGAAUCAUUGAAUUAAAUUACUUUUAGUUGUAUUUAUGUUUAUGUAGAUGUGUAACAGGUUAUAUGUUAUUUAAUGAAAAUAAAAUGGAAUAAUCAUAAUCAGU